CGAGACWCAUACCAAACGCCMUUCCGUUUCAUCAGAGAUAAUUUGCAAUACAGUAGCCAUGCUUUCGACUUCUUUUGUAUCGAGGAUGCCGGUGCUUCUAGCYCCGUGCCUGCUUCUCGUCGUUGUGGUGUCGGCCUAUGCCCCCAACCGACCCCCSUCGACCGGGAGCGAUCUCUUGGAGCGCCGCGGGGUGUUGUCCAAGACGGCGGCGGCGGUGGCAUUUGUCGCAACCGGUGGGGCACUGCCGGAACCKGCCUCCGCGGGGGUCCAGGCGAGCAAGUUUUGCGCCUACGGAGAGGGAAACGACUGCGAGGACCUCGCCGAGGGCAACCCCUACAUCCUGGAGCUCCAGAGGAGGAGUGCGGCCAACAAGCAAAACAACAUCGACAGYGCGAAAAACGCCUUUUACGCCAAGAACUACCCCGAUUGGUUCGCGGCCGUGGGGAAAACAAUGGUGCAGAAAGAAAGCGACGGGACCUUUAUCGUCGUAGACGAUGCCGAGUUGUACAAGCUGCGGCAGGAGGGAAAGAUCACCACGAAAGUCCCUUCCGCCAUGGGAGGGAGGGUCACCGACGUGACGCAAAAGCCCAUGCUGGUGUUGAAGGACUAGGGCAAACACCGAAAAYGGACCAAAACUUUAAUCAAAAGUCGUCGGGGAC
Molecule: messenger RNA, 659 nt
Organism: Pseudo-nitzschia multistriata
Lineage: Eukaryota; Bacillariophyta; Bacillariophyceae; Bacillariales; Bacillariaceae
Source: the annotation of a GenBank genome assembly